This is a messenger RNA of Physella acuta, 1518 nucleotides long. RefSeq lists its product as uncharacterized. Lineage: Eukaryota; Metazoa; Mollusca; Gastropoda; Physidae. Gene Ontology annotation, molecular function: oxidoreductase activity; iron ion binding; FAD binding. The record is from RefSeq and is a predicted model, not a curated record.
AUGUGCAAGGAGGCCGGAUGUGGAUGUUGUGCAGUGACCGUGACCUACGCCCCAGGGGGAGAUAAGGCAGAGACCAUGAGCAUUAACUCGUGUCUCUGCCCCCUGUACAGUGUAGACGGCUGGCAGAUCACCACUGUUGAAGGUAUAGGCAGUCAAAAAGAUGGAUUCCACCCAAUCCAGGAGAGGAUUGCCAAGCAUAACGGUACUCAGUGUGGCUACUGUACUCCUGGUUUUGUCAUGUCCAUGUAUGGACUACUCCACCAGAAGCCCCAGCUGAGCCAGCAGGAGAUAGAAGACUCAUUUGAUGGUCACGUGUGCAGGUGUACAGGCUACAGGUCAAUCCUGGACGCCAUGAAGUCUUUUGCUACAGACUCCACUAUUCCUGGAGCCAAGUGUGUCGACAUUGAGGAUUUGGAUCGAAGGCUGUGUCCGAAAACAGGAGAGUCUUGUCUACCUGCUGGUCAGAAGAACUGCCCCGGGCCAUCACGUGUCUGUGCCAGCACCCCCAGACGUCUGGCUGUAGACCUGGAACACUGCCGGUGGUACCGUCCGGUCAGCCUGGUCGAGCUGGGCAAGAUCCUGCAGCAACAUAAGACUCAGAGGGUCAGGCUGGUCUUCGGCAACACGGCGGCAGGCAUCUUCACUCUCAAACAUCCGUUUCAAGUUUACAUCGAUCUGAGGGCAGUCAGAGAACUUUACCUGUACAAGGAAACCGACUCCAGCGUCACCUUUGGUGGGGGCACGACCUUCACCGUGUGGAGAGAAAGACUACGGCUGCUGGAGCAGAAACCAGGGUACCAUUACUGCUCCGGCAUCCUCAGGCAUCUUAAGGUCUUCGCCAGCGUCUUGGCUGGCUGCCUAGCGGGAAACUUAAUGAUCAAAUAUUAUCGACCAGAUUUUCCUUCGGAUUUGUUCACCAUUUUGGAAGCCCUUGGCGCCAAGGUCAAGGUAUUCGAUUCUAAAACCUCCAAGAUUACUCAACACACACUUUUGGAUUUUUUACGCAAAGUUGACAUGAAGGGAAAGAUCAUCUCAUCUAUACAGAUCACCUCCUGGGAUAUAAAAGAUCAUUACAGAUCCUUUAAGAUCACUCCUAGAUGGCAGAAUGCCCACGCUUACAUCAACGCUGCAUUUAAAAUCACCAUAGACAACAGAAAGAUAAUUGGACAGCCGAAUUUUGUGAUUGGUGGAAUUAAUGCCCAUACGAUCCACGCUGUCAAGGCGGAAGAAUUUAUUCAAAACAAAACCUUAUCCGAUGACGUCAUUAACGAAACUCUCCAGAUCAUGUUCUCAGAGCUAGAGCCCAGCGAGGAUCCGAUCUUGUCGUCUGCAACAUACAGACGUCAGCUGGCUGUCAACUUGUUGUACAAGGUAGCUCACAUGGUUCUAUGUUUGAUCUACCUGUGUUUAGGUAGCUCACAUGGUUCUGUGUUUGAUCUUCUCACCUGUGUUGAAAAGGUAGUUCACCUGGUUCUGUUUGAUCUACCCACCUCUGUUAAGGUAGCUUAUCUUGUUUAA